AACGAGAACCAAACAAGAUCAGAGUCGUCCAUUAAAUCCGAUCUCCAUUAUCGGCCCUUUUCUGACAUUCUUCAGUCUGACGUGGCACUUAAUUAACUGCAUUUGAAAUCCGUGUUUCAAGUCCGGAACUUUGAAAAUAUUGAAGCUCAUUUGUCCCAGAAAUUAAAAAAUAAAAAAAAAAACUCACUAAACACUCUGCUUUCGGUCAACUUUUGAAUGGUAACAACGAGCUCGUAAAUCACAAUACUUAAUUCCGUUUCCGUAGUCUUUUUGGUAUUCCAUCCUACAACUUUGGAAGGCCGGGGAAAGAAGUGUUGCCGUGUAAAACAUUUACUUUGAAUUGGAUUGGUUAUGGGUGAAGAAGAAACAAAGACUGAAGUCCCUGAGCUGGUGGCUAAUGGGACUUCUCGGCUGGGGAAACCUGGUGAAGCUGUAGCUGAGAAAACAGUAGAAGAAAAUAAUGGGGUAAAGGAAAUGGAAGAAGAUAAGAAAGAUGGUGGAAAAGUUGAGACUGAGAAGAUGGAUGAAGACCAACAGCUCAAGGAAGGAAAGGAAAGCAAAAUAAAACUGGAAAAAGAAGAAAAGGAGGAACCAAAAACUGAAGCAAUGGAAGAAGAAACCUAUCUGAAAGAAAAUGACAAGAAAGUUGAAAAGGAGGAAAACAAAGAUGAGGUGGAGGAGAAAAUAGAUGGGUUGAAAGAAGAAGAGGUGGAAGAAGAGAAGGCUGAAGAGAGCAAGGAGGAAAAAGGUAGAAAGAAGCGUGGGAAAAUUCAAAACAGUGGGGAGAAAGUUAAAGGGAAGGCAAGAAAGGUGGAGGAGAAGAAGGAGCCGGAGCAAAGAACUCCUCUCACAGAUCGCCCUGUGCGCGAGCGUAAAUCUGUUGAAAGGCUGGUUGCAUCUAUUGACAAAGAUGCUUCUAGGGAAUUCCAAAUUGAAAAGGGUCGUGGUACUCCACUUAAAGAUAUUCCUAAUGUGGCAUUCAAGUUGUCUAGAAGGAAGACUGAUGACACUUUCAGACUGCUUCAUACUAUUCUUUUUGGAAGGAGAGGGAAGGCAGUUCAGAUCAAGAGCAAUAUAUCCCGAUUUUCUGGUUUUGUGUGGCAUGAAAAUGAGGAAAAGAAAAAAAUUAAAGUAAAAGAAAAGUUCGACAAGUUUAAUAAAGAGAAGUUGUUGGAGUUCUGUGAUGUGCUGGACAUACCAAUUACGAAGAUUACUACGAGGAAGGAAGAUAUCAUUGCAAAGCUGAUAGACUUUUUGGAGGCCCCUCAUACUACAACUACUGUUCUACUUGCUGAAAAAGAUAAGUCAAGUAACAGUAAAAAGCGCAAAAGGUCAACCAAGUCCGGGACCACAUCAAAGCGAUCAACAAAGAGUCGAAGAAAAAGUGAUGAUACUCCAAAAUCAGCAAAAAAGAGUACACCUGAUUCCGAGGAUGAGUCUGAAGAUGAAGAAAAGGAGGAGGAAGAGGAAGAGAAUGAAGAAGAAGAAGAAGAAGAAAGUGAAAAUGGCGUUACUGAAAAAUCUGAGGACAAGAUGCCUGAGGAUUCUGAAAGUGAGGAGAAACAUGAAUCUGAAGAUGAAUCUGAAGAUGAAUCUGAAGAAGAUGUAGGGAAGAGGAAAAAGAGUUCAAAGGUACCAUCCAGAAAGAAGGAAUCUGCUGGAAAAGCUAAAACCAAGAAAGUCAUAGUUCCUAAAAGGUCUACUACACCACGGAAAAGAACUCCAAAAACACCAUCAUCUAAAAGCUCAAAGGCUGAUGAGGACAGUGACAAAAGUCCAAAGGUGUCUUCAAGGAAGAAAACAGAGAAAGUCACAAAAGAAAAGUCCUAUACACCAACUAAAUCUGCCUCCGAGGAGAAAACCGGCAAAAAGGUUGCAAAAGGAAAGGACAAAGCUAACGAGGAGAAAUUGAAGCCAAGUGAUAAUGAACUAAGGACUGCAAUUUGUCAGAUUCUUAAGGAAGUAGACUUCAAUACGGCGACAUUCACAGACAUUCUGAAGCAACUUGCUCAACAGUUUCAUACUGACCUCACCCCAAUGAAGUCAUCUAUAAAGCUCAUGAUUCAGGAAGAGCUUACCAAACUAGCUGACGAAGCAGAUGAUGAAGAUGGAGAAGGCGAUGCCGAGAAAGAUGAAAAUCGGUCUGCUGGUCAAGCUGUUGCAGCUGCCUGACCUAAAAGAUGAAAAAUAACUCCACAGAAAUAGUGUAGUUAUUUGUGUCUUGUGCCAUUAUGUACUUUUAGCCGUUACUUAGAAGCCUAGCUUGUAAUUUAUUGUUGCUUUUUUUUUUUUUUUAUGGGGAAGUUAACAUUUAUCAAAUAUUAGAGCUGGAACUACCCAUCUGUGCUGCAGGGUUGCAGCUUGAUAUGUACACCAUUAACAUAAUCUGUAGGAAUUUUCCAAUCUGAGAACCAUGUAUUUUAAAUUAUAGAACCCAGUUUUUCAUUUUCCUCUGUAAUGCAAACCCUGGUAGCAUACUUAAUCACUGAGGUGUGCUUUGCUCAUGUUACACUUUCACUGCAUGAUCUUUUGACAUAUAAGAAGCCAUAAUCUGGAGAUAAAAGAGAAAUUAUUGCC
Messenger RNA from Durio zibethinus, 2577 nucleotides. Its product is annotated as DEK domain-containing chromatin-associated protein 4-like. Gene Ontology annotation, molecular function: DNA binding; histone binding. The record is from RefSeq and is a predicted model, not a curated record. Gene Ontology annotation, biological process: chromatin organization; regulation of double-strand break repair. Gene Ontology annotation, cellular component: nucleus. Lineage: Eukaryota; Viridiplantae; Streptophyta; Magnoliopsida; Malvales; Malvaceae.